Messenger RNA from Neurospora tetraspora, 3813 nucleotides. Its product is annotated as YL1 nuclear protein-domain-containing protein. The record is from RefSeq and is a predicted model, not a curated record. The coding region runs from base 277 to 3444 and encodes 1055 amino acids. Gene Ontology annotation, cellular component: nucleus. Lineage: Eukaryota; Fungi; Ascomycota; Sordariomycetes; Sordariales; Sordariaceae. The transcript is spliced from 2 exons. Gene Ontology annotation, biological process: chromatin remodeling; regulation of DNA-templated transcription. Gene Ontology annotation, molecular function: ATP-dependent H2AZ histone chaperone activity.
UCAAUCUUCAACCAAACAACAUCAAUAUUUCUGGAAGGGAAAAAGUUAUCACCACGCGUCAUUCGAUUCGGCAUCAGUUCCGACAACGAGCACAUUUGUAUCUUUUUAGGCUUCGACUAUACGCGAUCUUGUAACUUCUAGUUAUCUCUUCGAGCAACAAGGAAUCGGCGUCCGAUACCACCAAUAUUUUUCCCACGAUGAAGUGGUAAACGCGGCGCAUCGUUAGACACCAGUUAUUCUGCGUUCCUCGCAAAGUGGGCGACAUCGACGGCAAAAAUGACGACCUUGGAUCUCAAUCUCGAUCCCAAACACAAACAUCCCGACUUGCCCCUCCCAAAAGAGAUCAACGAAGAAGAUUGGAGCGAUUCCUCAGACGAUAGCGAUGUCGAAACUGCCAACGACGGCGAGGUCGCCAAACAGCCGCAGCAGCAGGUGGAAUGGCUUGCCACCUCGCGCGCGAAGAGGUCCACGGCCGGUAACCGCAUGAAGUCGAUGCUCGCCAACGAGGAGCCUGCCGCCGAAGACUCGGAUCUCGAACUCCUCUUUGCCGAAGACGAAGACGACGCUGGCUUUACCGACGAGGACAAGGAUGACGCGUCCGAUGUCCAGAUGGACUCGUCCUCGGACGACGAAGACGACAAGGAGGGCGCCGCUGCCGACGACCUCGAGGGUGAAAAGGAGCUGGAGCGCCAGGCGAGGGAGAAGAGGAACGCGCAACGGAAGAGGAAAGCUCAGGAGGCUAUUCCCAUGAAGUUCAGGAAAAAGGUCCGCAUCGAGCAGCCGCCGUCAGCCACAGGAGAGAGUGCCGCCGGGAGUCCCGCCCCGUCGACGACCGGCACCCCUGCUGCCUCCUCUGUCCGGCAAGGACCGACUCCCCGCCCGCCUAGACCCAAGAAAAAGUCGGAAAGGACGAGUUGGUUGCCGACCCCGGCCGAUAUGCCCACGCGAGCGUCCGAGCGCAGGACGACCAAGAUGAGCAAGGAACAGCUUCAUCAGAAGAUGAUCGACGACGAGAUCCGCCGGAAGAAGCUGAUGGAAAAGAUGGAGAAAAACGCAAAAAGGCUGGAGGCAUUAAAAAAGCCACCAAUGACGCAGGCGGAGCGGCUGGCUGAAGCAGCUCUUGUGGAAAAGAGGAACGAGAAGAGCUUGAAUAGAUGGGAGGAGGCGGAGAAGGUGAGGGAAGAAGAACGGUUGAGAAAGAUCGCGGCCUUGAACAAUCGCAAGCUUGACGGUCCGGUGGUUACUUUCUGGAGUGGUAUUCAGACAUUGGAGGAAGGACAACAGAAACACGUUGGCAAGAUGGUGUCUAUGGAGGAGAAGCCGGUUAGGAAGAAGAGGCAGUCAGUUAGUGCUACUCUUGCCGCUCAGGAGGCGGCCGAGAAAGAGAAGGCCAAGGCUGAGGAAGCCUCCAAGCAACCACCAUCGACUGAGCAGGGAGAUAUCCAGCCGACGGAGGCGACAACCAAACAGGACAAUAAGGCGGAGGCACAAGUGGAAAAAACAGAUCCGUCAACAGCAUUGCCCGAACAGCCAAAAGAGCCAAUGUCAACUCAAGACGUUGUUAUGAAGGAUGCACCCGAACAACCACAGCAAACACAACCUCCACAACCACCACAACCUCCUACACUCGCACCUAUUCGAGGUCCUAUGGCCCCACCACCUAUCCCUCCUCCACCGCCGAUGGAAACGAAGACUACACCCUCAUCUGGAGUUCUAGCCGCCCCUGUUCUAGCCCCACCAGCAGGAGUUGCGCCUCCUAUGCUCGAUGCUCAGAUGCCCGGGCUUGCAUUUCCUUUCAGCAACGGCAUGUCUAAUGUCCUUGCGCCGCCUAACACUACUUCGCCCCUUUCAAUGCCUCCGUCUUCCGGAGGGUUGAGCACUCCUGCUCCACCUCCAGCUCCAGCUCCUCCUCUCAUUUCUGCACCGGUGACAACAUCAGCCCCUACGACCACUCUCACCUUUGCGCCUACACACAUCCCAGCAUCGGCUCCUGAUGUUGAUCUACCCCCUCGUGAUACAUCUUCACCAGCUACUACAGUGAUUACAGCUACUAUUCAGACUAAGCAGGCACCGACGCCGCCCUCUUCGCAGCCCGCCACACUUAGCCCCGAGAAAACAAACAAGGAGAAUAAACCGGCGGUGCCACAGAAGAACGACAAGGGUGAAGGGGGUGGCAAGGGCGAAGAAAGUAACAAGGAGAAGAAAUCCGAAAACGCGGAGAAGGGACCAGAUGGACCUCAGGAAGGGUCAACAGUACCCACUGAUCAACCUGCCGCCGAAGGAGUAGAAGGGAAAACGGUGAACAAAGUCACCCGUAGCUGCAUCAUUCUACAGAAUUUCGAUGAAGCCGCUAUCAAGGAUAAGCAAGUCCAGACGCAGAUUAUCUUUGGGAGGAGGAUGGAGAAACUUGCCAAACCCGCCCACUCUCCACUCUGCGUCGUAACCGGCCACCCAGCCCGUUACCGGGACCCCAAAACCGGUCUCCCUUACUACAACGCCUACGCCUACCGCGAGAUCCAACGCGUGCAUAGGGGUGAUUACAAAUUCAGUGCGCUGUUAGGAGCGUACGUAGGCAGCGUGACGUACGCAGCCAAGGGAGUACCAGAAAGGUUCUUGAACCCCAACGGAAAAAGAUCAACACCAAAAGAAGAUCCAGCGAAGCUAGCGAAGCUGAAAGAGGCUCAGGAAGCGGAGAAAGAGAAAGAGAAACAGGCUUCCGAAAAGGCCAAGGAGGUCGAAGCCGGGGACAAAAAGCUGGAUAAUGUUCAAGCCACUGAGCUCCCGCCUCUGAGGGAACCAAAGGUGCCGCAUCUGCCACGAAGGGCAAGUGGCACAGAGGUGACUACUACAAAGGCGAGAAGUAAGAGCACGAGCAAGGAGACGACGAUACCGUCUGAGCUGAAAGGGAAAUCAUCUACGUCUUCGUUACCAGCGACGAUGACGGGGCCGGUGGUUCAGGCUAAGCUGGAGCCGAUUGAUGAUGUUGCUCUUCCACCUACUAAAGCGGCAAGUGCUCCUGCGCCACCUACCUCAAAACCAACGGCGGCGACAACGACGACAGCAAAACCAUCACCACAACUGUCAACGCCAACGCCGCCACUACAAACUCAAGCCCAGUUCAAACUUGUGGAUGACGCGGAGACACGACAACAACGACAACAACCACCACCGGCGGAAUCGACUUCAUCGUCAAAUUCACAGUCAACAAAAACACCCAAGGCAUCACAACCGCAAGGCCAGUCUUCCCAGGCUCCUGCUCCAACCCAAAAUUCAGCUGCGGUUGCAGCUUUUGCUCCAGCUCCAGCUUCAACCAAGCCAGCCGGGCCAGUCGAGCCAUCCAAGCCAACCAAGCCAGCCGAGCCCGUUGAACCACCACAGCCUCCUCAAGCACCACCCGUGGCAGAUGCUCGCUUCCAACCCGCUCCUGUGCCGGAUAUGUCGUAGCGUGAACAUGGCGCAUCGAAUAGGGAGAGGAGGCCUCGGAGGAGUUGUUGGUUGGAUAUGGUCCUCAACCGGUCCAGAUGAGUUUGAUAUGCGGAUAUAGUGUGGGGAGUAGUCUAGUGUACUACUAGUGUACCAUCGUUAGUGUUCGAACAUGGAUGGAUGGACAAAAGUAAAUGUAGGAGUAAGGUAUGAAUGAGUAUGUGUAGGAGUAAGAAUAGGAGUGGGAAUAGGAGUAAGCACAGGAGAAAGCGAUGAGCAAGACAUAGCAUAGGGAGGGGACUCAGAGGGCAUAUAUGGCAUGCAUCUUUCAACUAACUAAACUGUAUAGAUACCAAAAUAGUGAAAAGAGUAAAAUGACACACCACCCAC